This is a messenger RNA of Paramuricea clavata, 1263 nucleotides long. The record is from the annotation of a GenBank genome assembly. NCBI's taxonomy places the organism in Eukaryota, Metazoa, Cnidaria, Anthozoa, Malacalcyonacea, Plexauridae.
AUGAAGGUAUACCCCACAGCAGAAAAAAUCGAAAAGAUAAAAACUGCUUGUCAGGAGCUAUUAACUAAAUCGUCACCUAAAAUUCGUGAAGUGGUGUCCAUGCUGGGAUUUUUAACAUCUGUUUUUCCAGCUGCCCUAUAUGGACCUUUACAUUUUCGUGAGCUUGACAUGGAUAAAACGGAAGCUCUUAAAUUAAACAAAGGGAAUUUUGAAAAACCCAUGUGUUUAUCUGACAAAGCAUGUUCAGAGUUAAGCUGGUGGAUUAAUUCCGCUGAUUCAUUACAUAAACCUAUUUCAAACACCCUUCCAGAGAUAACGUUAUUCACUGACGCUUCAAAUCAUGGAUGGGGGGCAGUGUUGAAUAACUGUCCAAUAGGAGGGAAAUGGACCCCAUUGGAGGCUAAUAAUCAUAUAAACUAUUUAGAAAUGUUGGCAGUCUUCCUUGCCUUAACCGCAUUUCAUAGCCAGUUAUCCGGUAAACAUGUUUGUGUCCGAAUAGAUAAUAUGACUGCAGUGGCUGAUAUAGGGAAGAUGGGUACAAGCCAUUCUCGAAAACGAAAUGCUUUAACUCGGAAUAUUUGGGAUUGGUGCGUACAGCACAAUGUGUUUCUAACAACAGCACAUAUUGCUGGCAAAGACAACACUAUUGCUGAUGCCGAAUCUAGAAAAUCACGAAAGGAUCUUGAAUGGUCCCUAAAUACAAAUAUAUUUGAAAAUGGUAUUGGCCAGCUUGGUGUGAAGCCAACAAUUGAUUUAUUUGCUUCGCGAUUAAAUUAUAAAAUCAAGCCAUUUAUAUCUUAUCAGCCUGACCCAGAAGCUGAAAUAAUAAACGCGUUCACAGUUUCCUGGCAACCUUAUUUAUUCUAUGCAUUUCCUCCCUUUAGUUUAAUUACACUGGUUCUCCAGAAAAUUCAGGAGGAACACAGUACGGGGGUAAUUGUAGUCCCGCAAUGGCCAAAACAACCUUGGUGGCCAGUUCUAAUGCGAAUGAUAGUGCAACAGCCCUUAAUUCUACCUCGGACAAAACAAACUCUACUUUUACCGACCAACCCAGAUUUGCUACAUCCUCUACAUCAAAAAUUAACCCUACUGAUGUGUCACCUCUCUGGCGACCCUUCGAAAAUAAAGGCCUUUCACGCCAAGCUUUGUCCCUCAUCAUGUCAUCCUGGAGACAAAGCACGCAACAGCAAUACGUCCCGUAUGUCCGUAAGUGGGAGCAGUACUGUAGUGGCCGGGAAAUUGAUAACAUUUCAGCUACUGUAG